Perognathus longimembris pacificus (Pacific pocket mouse) is the source of this 1972-nucleotide messenger RNA. RefSeq names its product FA complementation group E (gene Fance). Lineage: Eukaryota; Metazoa; Chordata; Mammalia; Rodentia; Heteromyidae. Gene Ontology annotation, biological process: interstrand cross-link repair. Gene Ontology annotation, cellular component: Fanconi anaemia nuclear complex. The transcript is spliced from 10 exons. Bases 121 to 1773 code for a protein of 550 amino acids. The record is from RefSeq and is a predicted model, not a curated record.
AGCUGCUGCGGCUCUUCUCCGCUGGCGGGUCGGGGUUGCCGUCCACUUCUCCCGCCAGCCUCGGAGCCGAGGCCCCCGCCAGGGCGGGGCGGCCAGGCUCGGGCGGGCUCGGGCUGCGACAUGACAACCCGGGACGAGGCGCCGGUGCCGGCGCCCUGGGAGUCCCUGGAAGCUCCCGCCCGCCUCGUGCUGCGGGCGCUGCAGGCUGGGCCCGCGGGAGCGCGGCGCGGCCUGGGGGCGCUGCGGGCGCUGGGCCGCCGCGGCCCGGCGUCCUUCAGCUGGGGCCCCUUCCUGGAGGCGCUGUGCCACGAGGAGCCGGUGCCGGCGCCCGGCGGCCGCCUGCAGCUGAAGCCACUGUUGCUGCGAUUGCCUGGGUUAUGCCAGAAGAAUCUCAUGUCCCUGUUCAUGGCUGUUCAGCCUUUGCUGCCUGAAAGUGGGCUUCUCUCUGUGCUGCACAGCAUGCGGCAGGAAGCCGUCUCUGCCUCCGAUGCCUGGCUGCAGGCCCUGGAGGUACUGCUGCGAAGAGAUCUGGGGGACAGGGGCCCUGCGGAGGGAGCCUCUCCGCUGUCCCAAGGCUGCCAGAGCCAGCUCCGAGGCCUGUGCAGGCAGCUGGGCCCGGGGGGCAGGAGGCUGAGGCCGCCUCAGGCCCCAAGCCCUGAAGAGGACAAAGAGCAGGAGGAGGACCGCAGGGACCCCCAGGCUCCAGACCCGGAGCAGGAAGAGGAAGCGGGUGCCAGGGCCUCCCAAGAGCGGGACAAACGCAAAAAGGAGUCGGAGGAUGCCAGUCCUAGCAGUGAGAGGGCCCCCAAGAGGUUCCGGAGUCAGGACAGGGAAGAAGAGAAGGACCCCAAGGAGGCGCACGAGGCCGUGGCCUCCCCACUCGAGGAAGGGGGUGCACCACCCACGAAGCAGCAGCUUGUUGGGGAAACCGAGGCCAGUGAGGCUGGCCAGAGCCCAGAGCCUGAGGACGCAGCUGAAAGAGCGGAGUUGCCCAAAGCUCUCCAGGACCAGGUGCCCAGGCUGCAGAAGCUGCUGAAGACCUUGGAGGAGGGGCUGGAGGGGCUGGAGGACGGCCGUGGGGCUGAGCUGCACUUUCUCCACGAGUGUAGCCCCAGCCAGGUGGAGCUGCUGUGCGCGCAGCUGCAGCUCCCGCAGCUCUCGGACGCGGGCCUCCUGCAGCUCUGCACGCGGCUCCUGGCCGUCUCCCCACACCUCAGCCUCAGCAACGCCACCGUGCUGGCCCGGAGCCUCUUUCUCCCACGGGUCCUCUCCCUGACCUCCUCCGCUUCCUGGCUGCUCAGAACAGCCCUCGCCUCCUUCUGCGCCACGUAUACGUACCCGGUGUGCAGAGCGCUCCUGGCCCCCCUGCUCCAGGCCUCUAGCUCAGGUCCAGCUCAGACAGAGCUGCUGUGCUCCCUUAUGAAGGAGGAGUCUCUGGAGACCGACAAGCAGCUCCUGAUGCUCAGGCGCAUCCUGGAGCUGCCCUGGCGGGACGAGGCGCGGGACGAGGCGUUCGCAGUGCUGCAGGCGCUCCUGGAGCGGCAGGUGGAGGUGCCCCCGGAGCUGUUCGCUGUCCUCGUGGAGAGGCUCUGUGAAGAGGGGCUGGCCGCCGCCGCCUCUGUGGCCUACGCCAAGCUGGUGCUCACCGUGCUCACCAACUACCAGGCCGAUAUCACAGAGACGCACAGACUGGGCCUGGCCGCCGCCCUGGAGUCCAACACCACCUUCCUGAGGAAGUCCCUGCAGGCCUCCCUGAAGCGCCUGGCCCGCUGAGCCCCACGAAGGACAGCCCUGCUGGGCCUCCCUGGUCGGCUUGGACCCCCGCCUCCCCCGCUCGGCAGGAGGGCAGAGGCUGGCCACCGCAGGGACCAGCGGCCCCGCUCCGGGCUGCUCACAGGCCGCCUGGGCCUGCCGCCCGUGCCCGGGCUUCUGACCGGAUCGACAGUAUUUAAUAAAGAGCAAGAAGAUUUGC